Colletotrichum lupini is the source of this 651-nucleotide messenger RNA. RefSeq lists its product as uncharacterized. Lineage: Eukaryota; Fungi; Ascomycota; Sordariomycetes; Glomerellales; Glomerellaceae. The coding region runs from base 1 to 651 and encodes 216 amino acids. The record is from RefSeq and is a predicted model, not a curated record. The transcript has 4 exons.
AUGCAAACGGUCGCGGAGCAUUCAGGAAAAUGGCCGAAUGCUUUGUUGCUGCGUGAGGGUGAACGAAGACAAUUUCCAAAUAGGACUAGCGCGUUUCCGCCGUGUCAAUUCCCGAUCAGUGCAGGAGUACCGGUACGUUUGGCUCCUCCCGCGGCUCGGGUCCGGAAGAAGGCAGCCUCCGACCCUUUCCCCCAUCCCGUGUCGUCUCGGGCGCUCGCCAGCCAGGGGCACGGUACUGACGGGAGAUGGGAAUUUGGGAAAGCGUCGGAGGAUCCACCGCCCGCUCCAAGACUGGCACAAUUGGGUCAGCCGGCCAAGACUACCCAGCGCACUGGCCAUAGUACCGCCGUCCAGUGUCAUGUGCUCUGCGGCAAAGGCGAGCUGACCUCAGUGCUUCACUUCCGCCGUCAAUCAACUGCAUCUUCUCAUCACAGCCUGUUUGACUAUCUCCAUCACCAAGUCUUCGUGCAGCAAGGUGCGCUCAAGCACUACCACCACCAUCUCGCACCUUAUCGCCACACAGUUGACUUCGCUGGGGGACCCCGUUUGGACCCCACUCCGGCAUCAACUGCAAGAUUUGUUUACCCGACAACCUCAACUUACCUACAUUUCACCGCUAGAGGUGCGGGACUCAUCUUUCCCACCCUUUGA